AUGCCAGGCCAGGUAGACGAGGGUGAUGAUCACGGUGCUUCGGGGCGGCUGGAUUCUGAGAUUACAGGGCUGGGGCUCGAUGUCCUGGAUUCCCGGCCACGGAGCCGCUCUGUAUCGCUUCCUGCGACUGAGAGAGCCGUCGAUCCGGCCCCCACGUCUCAAAGUAGACCAACCUCGCCUGAGAUGGCCCGGUAUCACGAAGAGGACCAAGGCCCGCGAUCUCGGCGGUCGUCUGUGCUCCGGUCAACCGAGUCCCCUACUGCGGUGCCCCUGCACUUCCGCCGACCCCCAACUUCCCCCCGAGUGAACCGGUCUCCUUCCCUUUCCUCAGCCGCCGCACCCUCCCCCGGCUCUCCGACCCAGGGACGCCGCCGCCCAGCCUCUACCGAGUUCAAGAAUUCCCGCGAGAUCCGGCCCCUGUGGCUUGUUGAGCGCUUUGGUACUGGCAAAGCGGAUCCGCAAUCCGAUGAGCCCUUGCCCUCCUUGCCAUCGAGCAAAUCUUCGUCGGCGCGCGCGUCCUUGGAAGACCUGAGGGCUCUGCCAGAUGACACCAGGUGGGAAAUGGUUGACCUAAGCCAUCACGUUCAGGGAUCACGUCAGCCCAGUGAUAUCGAAAUGUCUUUGGCACAGAAUCAACCGGGUGACGAAUCCCCCUAUGAUAUCCUUGAUUCCGAACAAGGCACUCCCACUGCUGCUACCUUCGGCCAAUCUUCUCACCACCCUCCUCCCCGGAAAGAAAAUUUGAACUACGAGUUCCAUUCGCCUUCCGAGCUUUUGCAAGACCCGCCCAGUUAUCCAGAAUUGCCACCGUCUCCAACGAUGGCCGCCCUUCCCUCGGCCGAAGGUUCUGCGGUCGGAGUAAAAGAUGAGGCUGACAUCGAGCGUAUGGUGGAAGCUAUGCCAUCGCUUCCUGAAAUGCGGCCAGCUACACCAGACAACAAGAUGCCUCAUGUCGAAGACAUUGCAGAGACUACACCCACACAGGAAAAGGCUGAUUCCGCCAUGCACGCGUUGCCUUCUGGCGCGGAUUCUGGCUUGGUUGAGGAUGCGGAUGCUGGACGUGCCGAUGACAGCCUCCGAAUUGACGAUACCUUGGUCUCUGAAACGCAAGCUCCCUCGGACAAGGAACAAGGUAUCGAAGAUGUUGACACCACUACCCGGAGUAUUGCCGAUGCAAACGUUCCGGUUGUUGAGGACUCUGUCCCUGUCUCCUUGACCUCAGAGGAAGAUCGGCCGGUGUCUCCCACUCAAGGUAAUGCCCUCGCGGAGCUUGCGGCUAUUGUCGGCGCUGGUGUAGCAUCUGCAGUCGCACCAACACCAGAGAAGGUAGUAUCUUCUGAGGAGUUGCAUACUGGCCCCGAUCAGUCCAAGAACGACUCUGUUGCCGCGAUAGAUCUGGCGAAGGAGUCGGAGAGCUUGCAUGUUGAAACGCCACCCGACGAACGGGAGCCUCCAACGAUCGAUAGCACGGAAUCUGGAAAUGUGCCUGAUAAUGCCGCCCCGGCGCCUGCCGUUUGUGAGCUUGAUCAAGGAGAGACAGACGCGGACAUUCCUUUCAUCGCGGAGAAUGCGGAAGAGACGUCUGGCGACACCGAGAAGCACGAAGAACAAGUCGGUGCUCAGGCGGCAGCAGAAGGUGGUGAUUCAGUACCUGGACAUGGUAGCAGAGCCCUGGACGAAAUUGCUGCAACGCCGGUAGAACCCGACGUUGAGCCCAAAGAAAAAGGGAAGCCGGAGAUCCUCGAGGAUAUUGUUCCAGCCAGCUCAGAGCCGGUAGCAUCAGACGGUAUCAGCGUUGCUGACAAGGAAAUCACGGUUCAAUCCGAAGAGCCUCAGGUCAACGAAUCGACGCCAGUUUUACCUGAAAAUGCCCUAUCCGAGGCUAGACAGGAGGGGACGGAGGCAGUCAUGGAAAAUGCUACUGUGGGUAAUGCCGAGCCUACUCCGGAUGACACGAACAAAUCUGCCGAUGAAUCCACCGGAACAGUUCCCGAAGAAGUGGGCGCCUCCGUGUCUGAAGCGAGACUAGUCGAAGACGCCUCUGCAGAGAUCAAAGAACCAGAGGCAGAAAGGGCCAUCGCGGAGACAGAGCCCGCAUUGGAAGUACCAACCAAUGUCUCUGCCGAAUCCAUUGAGGCCCAAUUUGCGUCAGCGUUGUCCGAGCGAAUCCCCGAGGCUGAGCAACGAGAGCCGGAGCCGGUCAAGGCUGCAGACGCUCCUACCAGCACGGAGCCCACAGUCGAGCCCACAGUCGAGCCCACAGUCGAGCCCACAGUCGAGCCCACAGUCGAGCCCACAGUCGAGCCCACA
Molecule: messenger RNA, 2310 nt
Organism: Aspergillus ibericus CBS 121593
Lineage: Eukaryota; Fungi; Ascomycota; Eurotiomycetes; Eurotiales; Aspergillaceae
Exons: 1
Source: RefSeq, a predicted model, not a curated record